Messenger RNA from Hevea brasiliensis (rubber tree), 1573 nucleotides. Its product is annotated as mevalonate kinase. The coding region runs from base 239 to 1399 and encodes 386 amino acids. The transcript is spliced from 5 exons. The record is from RefSeq and is a predicted model, not a curated record. Gene Ontology annotation, biological process: isoprenoid biosynthetic process. Gene Ontology annotation, molecular function: ATP binding; mevalonate kinase activity. NCBI's taxonomy places the organism in Eukaryota, Viridiplantae, Streptophyta, Magnoliopsida, Malpighiales, Euphorbiaceae. Gene Ontology annotation, cellular component: cytoplasm.
CAGCUACGCGCCACCAAGGAGAGUGUGCGCGUGGUUAUCUCCACUCGCUCGAACUGUGAAAGACACAAUGGAAAAGAGAAUAUAUGUUGUUUUGGUUCGGUUUUCUCCGCCAAAAGUGCCCAAUCAUGAGUUUCUCUAUUAAUGGAUCCAUAACUCUCAGAGCGCGCUGAGCUACCUGACUUCAACGAUUGAAGAUUUCUCUAAACAGGUAAUUGGGAUUUGAGAGGUACGGAAAACAAUGGAAGUGAAAGCAAGGGCUCCUGGGAAAAUCAUUCUCUCCGGUGAACACGCAGUGGUGCACGGAUCCACUGCAGUCGCUGCGUCUAUUGAUCUCUACACCUAUGCCACUAUUUCUUUUCCCAUCGCUGAGAAUGAUGAUUCACUGAAACUUCAGCUCAAGGAUGUGGCACUAGAAUUUUCAUGGCCAAUUGGGAGAAUCAAAGAAGCCUUAUCUAAUUUGGGUGCUCCUUCCUCUUCAACACCCACCUCUUGCUCAAUAGAAUCAGUUAAGUCAAUUUCAGCUUUGGUUGACGAACAAAAUAUCCCAGAGGCAAAAAUUGCACUUGCUUCGGGAGUAUCAGCCUUUUUAUGGUUAUAUACAUCUAUUCGAGGAUUUAAGUCUGCCACUGUAGUUGUCACUUCUGACCUUCCACUGGGUUCAGGCCUAGGAUCAUCUGCUUCAUUUUGUGUUGCCCUCUCAGCUGCUCUACUUGCUCUCUCAGACUCUGUAAAUGUGGACGCACAGCACCAAGGGUGGUCAAUGUUUGGGGAGCCUGACCUUGAAUUAUUAAACAACUGGGCUUUUGAAGGUGAAAAGAUAAUUCAUGGAAAGCCAUCUGGAAUAGACAACACUGUCAGCACAUAUGGCAACAUGAUCAAGUUCAGGUCUGGUAAUCUGACACGCAUCACGUCCAAAAUGCCGCUCAAAAUGCUUGUUACUAACACAAAAGUUGGGAGGAACACAAAAGCACUGGUUGCUGGCGUUUCAGAGAGAACUUUACGGCACCCGAAUGCCAUGAGUUUUGUUUUUAAUGCUGUUGAUUCUAUCAGUAACGAUCUGGCUAACAUCAUCCUUUCACCUGCUCCAGAUGAUGUGUCCAUAACUGAGAAGGAAGAGAAGCUAGAAGAGUUAAUGGAAAUGAAUCAAGGCUUGCUUCAAUGCAUGGGGGUCAGCCAUGCUUCUAUAGAAACUGUUCUUCGGACAACAUUGAAAUACAAGUUAGCUUCCAAGUUGACUGGAGCAGGGGGUGGGGGUUGCGUACUGACUCUGCUACCAACCUUGUUAUCAGGAACAGUUGUUGACAAAGUAAUUGCUGAACUGGAGUCAUGUGGAUUCCAAUGUUUGAUUGCCAGAAUAGGUGGGAAUGGUGUUGAGAUUUGCAUUGGUGGUUCAUCCUGAUUAUAACAGGGCAGCAAUAAAUUAGAGUAAGAUCUUAUCUUUAAUGUCAAUUUUCAAAUAAGAUCACAAAGUGUAGGCUUUGCUGGUAAAGCUGAUUUAUUUCUUACGACAUCAUCUGUAUGAUAUUUCGUUGUUGUUUAUCUUCCUCUUUUUAGCUGGAGUCAGUUUCAAACA